GUCACUGCUGCAGGCCUAAGGGCGACCUUACUGCUUCUGCCCUUACUUGGCCUCAACUAUCUGGUGACACCCUUUCGACCUCAUAAGGGUCACCCUUGGGAAAAAUACUAUGAGCUGACAUCGGCUAUCACCGCAUCGUUCCAGGGCCUGUGUGUGGCAACACUAUUCUGCUUUUGCAAUGGCGAGGUAAUAGCUCAGAUAAGGAGGAGAUGGCAGUAUAUAAUGUUCAGACCUAGAGCCAAUUCCUACACUGCCACAACCGUUUCGAAAAAGCGUUCUUGGAAUGGCAUGGAUCCCAGCAUGAAUCAUUCUCAAAACCAUGACAAUAAACGUUUGCUUUUUGUUCGUUCAACAGUGUGUCCUAACACAGGGGAAGAUAACGUUUAACUUCGCCUUCAAAAUAUUUUGAAGAAAUCUUCAAAUGUACAGUUAAUUUUUAAGCUACUAGUCUAUUGUCCCUUGUUAGUAUCCUACUAUUCUAUUAUUAUACAAGUCGAUGUGAAAUACAGUGACUCAGUUGCACAGAGGUCUGUUAAAUUUUAACCGUGAUUAAAUGUCACUUGAACCAAUUAGAGAAUUAAAAUUUAUGAAUUUAGAGCUAGUUUUUUUUAUUUUUUAUAGAAUAGUAUUAUAGUCCCUUUUUUGAA
Molecule: messenger RNA, 647 nt
Organism: Nilaparvata lugens (brown planthopper)
Lineage: Eukaryota; Metazoa; Arthropoda; Insecta; Hemiptera; Delphacidae
Product: calcitonin gene-related peptide type 1 receptor-like
Exons: 5
Biological process (GO): adenylate cyclase-modulating G protein-coupled receptor signaling pathway
Cellular component (GO): plasma membrane
Molecular function (GO): G protein-coupled peptide receptor activity
Source: RefSeq, a predicted model, not a curated record